Messenger RNA from Spirodela intermedia, 4064 nucleotides. NCBI's taxonomy places the organism in Eukaryota, Viridiplantae, Streptophyta, Magnoliopsida, Alismatales, Araceae. The record is from the annotation of a GenBank genome assembly.
AUGGCGUCAUGCACCGCCCCCAUCUCCCCGGCCCAACCUGCUCUGCGCCAGGGGGGGAAGAAGAGCAGGAGUCUGCAGCCACCUGGACGCCUCGGCUUCGUGUCUCUUCCCUUGGGGAAAACCGGGUUCCACUUGGAGGCCAUGGUCUCUUCCUCCUCCUCCUCCGGGGGCAGGGCCUCGGCGAUGGUUGUUGCGUCCGCCGCGUCCACGCCGGCGGCGGAGACGCCCAACAAGAAGCGGUACCCUGGUGAGGCCAAGGGGUUCGUGGAGGAGAUGAGGUUCGUCGCCAUGAGGCUGCACACCAGGGACCAGGCCAAGGAAGGGGAGAAGGAGUCCGACGCGCAGCCUAUCGGCAAGUGGCAGCCCUCUAUCGAUGGGUACCUUAGGUUCCUAGUGGACAGCAAAUUGGUCUACGACACGCUGGACUCCAUCUUGGAGAAGGCGGUUUAUCCCUCAUGUGAGUCUCUAUUCUCCAUGCGACCCUCUUUUCAUUUCUUUUUCGUGACCUCUCGUGGACGGUACCCGCCUUAAUCUCUCUUUCAUCUUGUGACUUCACCUUUGCAUUAGCGGAUCGUGCUUCACCUUUGCAUCGCUGGUCUGAUUGCCGGGUUUCUGAUUUAUUAACUGGACCCCCUUCUCUCAUUUUGAUCGCGUGUUGCUACCUUCCUUGGGUGAAUUGCGCCUGAAUUCAAAUAGGAGCGUUAUAGUCUCAGACGGCAAAAAAAGAAAUACUUUGUCGCAUUGAUGGUGUUCGGUUACGUCUCGUUCAGUGUUUGACGGAUCGGUUUGGAAGAUUUACGUGACUCCUGGGUAAAAAAAACAGUGUUUAAGAUGCUUGGGGAAGGGGAGACGCCGGCGUGGCCCACAACAGUGAAGUAUCUGAACACUGCUGGAAUUUACGAGAGCUAUGAACUGUAAAAUGAACUUGAUCAAAUCGAGAAUUUUGAUUUUUCUUCCCUGGAGGGAACACGAAUUUUAUGCCGUGAGGCAAUUAAGAAACCUCCGGACGAUUCUUCUUCAAAUCCUGGUGGGUGUCUUCUGAUAUUCAGAUAUUCACCCUUGUGUUUCUCGGAUCCUGUGUAUGUAUCGAAAAAAUAAGAGGAUGCCUCCCUAUGAUGCAUCCUUCGCAAAGUUUUAGAAUGAUUUUGACUUGUUUUUCGCUCAGGUAAUCUGCCUUCAUACUAUUGAAUUGUGACCGACUGAGCCAAAAAAGGAAGAUUCUGAGAGCUAUUCGAGGAACUGAAAAUCCUGGCUCGCGUGAUGUCUGCUGUUCCUUUUAGAGUUAUCCUCGCCAGAACUCCGCUCAUAAACUGAUAGAUGAGAGCCCUCUUGGUUAGUGAUCCUCCGGAGAUGUGCUAUUUCACUCAAAUAAGAGUUGGGGCCAAUUUUCUAACAUAUGCAGUAGUAGUAAGUCCGAGGGGCCAGCGCCUCCUGGAUUUGUGUCUGAUGUCCCUACCUUCUUUCCUGUCGACUGGGGGCAUCCGUUGGGUAGUUGAAUUGUGGACUACAAUGUACCACGGAUCGUAUAGUUUGUGAAACAAGUUCAACUGGUGAAUACCUUGGCGAUAAUCUCUGUCACAUAUAGUCACAGCAUAAGUGAAUUUUAUUUCUCGGUGGGUAUCGCCCAGUAAACGACCAGUCAGUUUCAUACAUCAUCUGUUCCUCUGAUUCAUCUCUUGGUUCCAGUUUCUGCAAGAGCAUGAAAGCAUAGUCUAUUUCCUUAGCUUCUUUUUUCUCUCAGCUGUGGUCUGGUAGUUACUUCUUCCCCCAUCUAUCCACCAGUUACCACCAAGGUUCCAUCGUUUGGGAAUUUUGGACAUAUAAUUCUUUAUUUAAGGCAUUAUUAUCUCGAUUUAAUGCCCACUUUAUCCAUCCCGUCCCUUUGAGCGCGUCUCUUUGCGCCAAAAUCUGCUCUCGCGAGUCUAUCUCCUAGUUUCUCCAAUUCUUCUCGCAGAGCAUGGCUUUGUGGAUAGUUGCAUAAAAUCCAGAACGUUUCAUGUGCGCCUAAGAACAACACAUCUUUCAGCCUCCCAUCUCCACAAGUUUGCAUACUGACUAUGUGCAGUAAGGUUCUUCGUCGCCCUCACCCUAGAUGUGCAUGUAUCAGGACACUGACUUCGUACCCCGCAUAUUGCUUUCGACGAAUUACUGGUCCCAAUUCCCUCAAGUACUUCCCUGCACAUUUGUUCAUCAUGUGUUUGCGUUCUCUUUCUGAUCUCACAAGGUUUUGCUCUCUCUCUCUCUCUCUCUCUCUCUCUCUCUCUUGAAUAAAAUAUCAUGCCGUGCUUCUGGUGUUCGCCCAGGGACUUCCUUAUUCUCUCAGCUAGAGACAGCCAUCUUCGUCUGCUCUUUACCUGAUCUGCUCCUGGGGGAAACAACAUCUUCUUUCUGCCUUUUUUAUUGUUCGAUUUUCCCUCCACCUGAGGCGCCGACUACUCCCCCACAGAGAGUAGGCUACGGUCGAAGAGAAACUCUCGUAUUCUCUGCUGCCCGAUCCUCUUCUUCAAUCCCUUUGCCCCUUGAUGGUUUCUAUUGUCACUUCAAUCUGCGGACUGGGAUGCCAUCUGACAUCGAAUCGGGCUAGCCACUUAUUUUUGGAAGACCAUUAAGGAGCCUGAGUUUAACGACCCUGAAAGUGUUCCUCAGAUGCCAUUAACUCUUGUUAUAUAUGCCAAGCUCGAAUGUGGAUGCGAUUAUUUGAAUAUAUUAGAGGUUUCCGGUGUCUUCUCACGCGCCCUUGUUUUUUUUUUCAUGGAACGAAUGCUGCUUUAGAAUUUUCAGAACAUACUUCUUUAUAGUUUGAUCAAGUUUUAUGUUCUCGUCCAUGAGAGAAAACCAGGUCUGGCUCAGUAGAAUCACUACCAUCAUGGACGUGCGGGAUAUUAUCUUUGCAACUGAACCUUGAAUGAGCAUGUCGGGGAUAAUGGUUAAAUCUGAUCGUCUUCCCUGGUUGUGCAGAUGCCGAGUUCAGGAACACAGGGCUGGAGAGGUCGGAGAGUUUGGCAAAAGAUCUGGAAUGGUUCAAGAGUCAGGGGCAUGUGAUUCCGGAGCCAUCCUCCCCUGGGACUUCCUAUGCUAAAUAUCUCGAAGAGCUCUCAGACACAGACCCCCAGGCAUUUAUCUGCCACUUCUACAAUAUAUACUUUGCACAUUCUGCCGGUGGGCGUAUGAUCGGCAAAAAGGUUGGUCUACCCCUUGACUCGGUGGAUUGUUGACUCUAUAACUCGAUUAUCUUUCUGUUCUCGAGAUGUCGCAGAACUUUUAUAUUUGAUUAAAAAUCAGAACACGACGUUGAACGGCUGAUAUAAUUGAAUGGGAUAAAUUAAGAACAUUCUAAGUUUUGAGACAUCGUGGAUUUAAUUGGGGAUCAUCCUCAUCCUUUACCUCACUGGUGCAGCGAUUUGCAAAUAGACCGGAAAACUUGUAGUCAUCCCAUGCAGAGGAGCCCUGUGGUUGUCCUUUCCUUUGAACAAUCCAUGGGAAGCUGAUGUUUUGCUAUCUGUGGAUCGCCAUUUGGUUUCAGAUCGUAGAAUCUGAUGCGGCCAGUCCAAAAACAAUCUUCUUUUUCUUCUUUUUGGCAACGAGGGUUUAUAGAAAUCGAGCAAUCUCACUUACGGAACCAGCAUGAUUGCGUUAGCUUAGGGGUUUUAUCGUUCUGGGCGAUGUUUUUAUUAAUGCUGCGGGUGGUUGACCCAGUCGUCGCUGGUUCUUGCUUGUAUGUACAGGUGGCGGAGAAGAUUCUCGACGGCAGGGAGCUCGAGUUCUACAAGUGGGAUGGCGACCUCUCCCAACUGUUGCAGAACGUUCGAGAGAAGCUCAAUGCAGUCGCCACUGUAAAAUCUGAGGAACUCUCGUAACAAACAUCUCUGGAUCCCGGGCUGUGUCUAACCUGGGUCCGGAGAGAAGUUUGCAGGGAUGGUAAGAUGUUCGGCUCUCUCUCUAAUGAGUGCUCUCCUUUUGCCUCUCUCCAGGGCUGGUCGAGGGAAGAGAAGGACCACUGCUUGGACGAGACCGAGAAGUCCUUCAAAUGCUCGGGGGAGAUCCUCCGGCUGAUACUCUCUUGA